This is a messenger RNA of Seminavis robusta, 954 nucleotides long. The record is from the annotation of a GenBank genome assembly. Lineage: Eukaryota; Bacillariophyta; Bacillariophyceae; Naviculales; Naviculaceae.
GUCUUUCUCAAUGACUUUUCGCGGGGGCAGCGCUCAUGGCAUUUGCCCUCGAUCGGCUCUCGUCGACCUCUCAACUUGUCUCAUGGCAUUGACGCAGUACGAAUCUUCUCCUGUUAUUGACGUACCAGGUAGUAUCUUCCCAAUCAACCAUUGAGGUGCUCACCAUUACUAUUACUAAAUCUAUGAAAUUCGUCGUUCGUUGUCACCCGUAUUCAUCAAGGCUGUGGUAUUUCUCUUGGUGACUGCCUCUCAUGCACAGAGCUUAUUCUCUCUCCCAAAGACGGGCCGACAAUGAAUACUGAUAUUAGCGAUGCAAACUUUGAGCUGAUGAAGAUUGUGGAUCAGAGGAUUGCAGCAGCAGCUGAAGACGACAACAAUUCUCAACAAAGAGAACAUCACCAUCUAGGGAAUCAACAUCCAAGGGAGAAUCUGACUGCACUCGGCCCACAUACAAAUACGAAGAGUGCUGGUAGUCAUGAGAAUGAUGACUUUGACUUGAUGGAAAUCGUAGCCCAAAGAGCCGCCGCUGCCAGGGCGGCCAUUGAUUCUGAACAGGCUCAAGAGCCGGGUUUCCCAAAGUCCCACAAUCAGGCUUCACGUCCAGCAAGAAGUCUCAUGUGUGCUACGGAGGAACAAGAGCCCAGCAAUAUUCCAAGCUCAAGUAUUGGUAUGGCAUCCUUGAGGCGCAUGCAAAAUGUCAUAGCAGAGUUUGUACAGCCAGGAGCAUAUUCUGUUGAUGGGAUCGCCACACAUCUUCAAGAAGAAGAUGGAUCUUCGGAAUCGGACAAUGAAGGAGGAAACUGGGAGGAAGAAGAUAUUCAAGCUGUCGCAUAUCCCAUUGACCAUCAGGGAACGGAAGAAUUUCUCCCUAGGGCCGAGAAACCAGCCAAUCAGUCCCAGAAAAUGGGGUUGUUAGGGUUCCAGUGCUGCCCGCAGCCACACAAGCACCAAUAA